Messenger RNA from Chroicocephalus ridibundus (black-headed gull), 4615 nucleotides. RefSeq names its product ADP ribosylation factor like GTPase 4C (gene ARL4C). The transcript has 2 exons. Gene Ontology annotation, molecular function: GTPase activity; GTP binding. The record is from RefSeq and is a predicted model, not a curated record. Gene Ontology annotation, cellular component: cytoplasm; plasma membrane. The coding region runs from base 193 to 771 and encodes 192 amino acids. Gene Ontology annotation, biological process: intracellular protein transport; endocytic recycling. NCBI's taxonomy places the organism in Eukaryota, Metazoa, Chordata, Aves, Charadriiformes, Laridae.
GGGCGGAAGGCGGCGGCGCGGCCCCUCCUCCCGGGCGGGGCGGCGGCGGCCGGGAGUCCCCGAGCGCUGCCGGAGCCUCGCGGGCCGCUCAGCUCCCCUCCGAGCCCGGCCCAGCUCACCCCGAGCCCGGCCCCCGCCGGCUGGCGGUGCGGGGAUGGGCGCGGGGCUGUGAGGGCGGCGUGAGCCGUGGCCAUGGGGAACAUCUCCUCCAACAUCUCCGCCUUCCAGUCCCUGCACAUCGUCAUGCUGGGCCUGGACUCGGCGGGCAAGACGACGGUGCUUUACCGGCUGAAGUUCAACGAGUUCGUCAACACCGUGCCCACCAUCGGUUUCAACACAGAGAAGAUCCGGCUGAGCAACGGGACGGCUAAGGGCAUCAGCUGCCACUUCUGGGACGUGGGCGGUCAGGAGAAGCUGCGCCCGCUCUGGAAGUCCUACAGCCGCUGCACCGAUGGCAUCAUCUACGUGGUGGACUCAGUGGACGUGGACCGGCUGGAGGAGGCCAAAACGGAGCUGCACAAGGUGACCAAGUUCGCCGAGAACCAGGGCACCCCGCUGCUGGUCAUCGCCAACAAGCAGGACCUGCCCAAGUCCCUGCCGGUGGCCGAGAUCGAGAAGCAGCUGGCCCUCCACGAGCUGACCCCUUCCACCACCUACCACAUCCAGCCCGCCUGCGCCAUCAUCGGCGAGGGGCUCACGGAGGGCAUGGACAAGCUCUACGAGAUGAUCCUGAAGCGGAGGAAGUCCCUCAAGCAGAAGAAGAAGCGGUAGAAGCCCCGCAAGAGGCGGGGAGGGAUGGGGAAGCAGACAAAGGAACCGAAGGGGGAGAGAGAACCAAAGCGAUCCUUUUUGGUUUUAAUUGUUAUCAUUAUUUUUUUUCCUCUUUUUUUAUUUUUUUUCUUUCCCCUCCCCUCUUUCCAAAUGAAAAGACAAUAGCGGUGAUAACAAAGCCGCUCCUGCCAGCCAAGCCCACAUCCCGUCUGCAGGCGAGAGCCGGGAUCUCCCUUCUCCCACCACCCCAUUUCCGUGUUCCCAAGGGCCGGAUACGGACCACUCCCCCCCGGACCCCUGGCCCGCGACCACCGAGCUUUUGUGUGCCGGGGUGGGUGGGCAAACAGGGCAGGACCCUGUUGAAGUGCAUUCGGGAGAAGCCCAGCGUGCUUCUGGAUCUUUAACGUGUGUGGUUUUGGAUGUGCAUCGCCUGCGGUGGGCUAGAAGAAGAGGUGCCUCGGCAGAACAGCGGUUAAGGGAAACUGCCUGGGUUGUUGCUCUGAAGACGAGCUGGACUUUACUGCAAGGUUGUGCGUCUUCUCUAAAUAUGUUUGAAUGGCCUUUUUUUCUUUUAGCAGACGUCACGACGUCUCAUUUCCCCAGGUACCUUUAUAGUGUUCCAAAUCCUGCUGCCCGUGUCUUACCCUUGCCAUUGUCCAUUAGUCUCUGUUCCUCCCAUCGUUUCUUCUUUUUUUUUUUUUAAAAGAUGCAGACAUAAUGCUGUGAACUGAAAUAAAUUAUUUAUACAAUGAAAGGGCCUGAUAUAAAAAAAAAAAAGUGUUCUUCUGCUUAUUUCUCAGUAUCAAUGCUGCGUUUUACAGUUUGUUCUCGUCGUUGCUCCAGCCUCCCCAAGGAGAGGAGACGUGGGGAUGGAGCAGUGACCUGUGUGGGAUCACUCUGUACCUGGCGGCACACUGGCAUGGGUCUGUCACAUGGCAACUUUCUGCAGCGCAUCCCUCUAGGAUGUGGGGAAAACGUUGAUAAUUUUGCAGUUAAUGAAAUAUGAGAUCUUUUGCAGGUCAGUUAAUUUCUCUGCGUCUUGGCUGCUGUUUGUGAAAAGGGAGAACGUUGCAGUGGCGGUAUUUUCUUCCUUCGGUUCUUUUUGUUUUAAGUCUAUAUGAAGGAGGCCAUCACCCCAUGUGAGAAGUGAGCAAGAAAGUCCUGGUUUUGCUCAGUGUGGCUUUUUUUUUUUUUUUUCUUUCUUUCUUUCCCCAACGCGUGGCCUCAGGCAAGCUGUUUGGGUGGCAGAGAGCCAGGUCUGCAGGGGUUACAGCACCAGGCGGGCAGUUGAGAGCAGGAUGCUGCAGAGCUGGAGGCUGCCUCUGCUCCUGGGUGGCUGCUGCCACAGGAAGCACAGGGUGACAUUUCGGAGAGGAGAGCUUGUGCUGGGUGGUAAAUGACUUUUUUUUUUUUUUUUUCCUUUCUUUUUAAAACGAUGACACGGCAGCCGGAGAGGAAAUGAUGAGCCCAGUUGGUGAAAGCAGGGCUUGUGAGCGCUUAAUCCUGCUCGAGGUUUGCACUGGGAUCGACUCUGCUUCCCUGGUGGCUCUUCUGGUUGCCAGGGUGCCCAGUUCCCCGGGUGAGAGGACAUGCUGUCUGCUUUGCAAGAUCAGGGCCGUGGGGCUCUGAAGGGUUGCGGGACCUGGAAAUGAACCCAAAGGCUUACCCAGUGGUGCAGUUACUGAGCUCCCAUCACAGCUGCUGGUGCGCACCCAGAAAUCACUUGGAGCAGAGUUGACCGGUGGUUGGUCUGUGGUGUUCAAGGAUCAAGUUGCUGAGUGCUCAGCUGCCACGCGACUGCACAGGCAGCCUCUGAAGGGUGCAGUUCCCCACUGGCUCCUUCCUUGCACAGAGCAUCAACCGCGGGUUUCCAUCUCUGCAAUGCCAGUGGCAUGGUGGGCAGCAAGGUCUGGUCUGGCACUCCUGAAGAUGCUUCUGACCAUUGCUUCCCUUUGCGCCUCCGGCCCUGUUUUCCAGGCAGUGUGUGGGACAUCAUAUGUUCCUUCUGGCCUGUGUUUCAUGGAUCUGGAAGCCCAAAAGUGGAUACUGCAAUGCCUGCACCCUCCUUAGCAUGAAGGGACUCAUCCUCACUCAUGCCACCUGGCAGGAGCCAAUUUAUGGGGGGGUUUCUGCUGGCAUGGAGUCAUGCACACUGGUGGUGUGUCCCUGUACAGGCUCAUCUGUGCCCAAGGGAGCCCGGACUUGCAUCCCUUGGGCACACAGGGUGACCUGCUGUGUCCCAUGUGGAGCUGGGGUGGGCUUUCCUCCUUCUGGUUUAAUGGGGAGAAUCAUCCCCGUCCCUGCAGUGGAGGAAGAGAAACAGACAGAAGGGUUUGGGCUGUAGCUUUUGAGAAGCUGUGACUUUGUGUGUGUGUGACGGUGCCACUGGAUCUGUCCCCCCCAGCCCUGUGACGGGGUGGGGGGGGCCUAGCUGGGAUGUCUCAGUUUAUCUUACUGCGAAAGCCACUGGCUUGCAGGAAGGGGAGUUGUGUCUUCUUGCAAGCAAAUCUCCUUGUGCCUCAAGCUGCAAGGACGGACAUCCUCCUUCGAGCCACACAGCCUCUCCUCCUGGCUGGAGAGUGCUUUUGUCAGCAGGGGUUUUUUUGUGUGUUCAGGCCAGUUGUCAUGAAAACAUUGCACAAGGACCUUGCUGACCUUGCAGUGCCCUGAAGCAGUGUGCUGGCUGGGAUUUAUGCUGCCGUAACAUCUCCCCGAGCAGGCGAUGCAGUGAAACAGUGAGCGAUGCUGGAGCCAUGGUCCCCAGCCUGAUUUCUGGGGACCCUUAUGGCGCCCAGGCCACCACGCAGUGCCCAAGGAUGCUGCCCCUGCAUGGCACCUGUCAGGAGAAAAACCAGUGAGGCAGCAGUUGGGCUGUCAGCUGCAUCAGAUCUCCACAAGCAUGGGCUAGGAGCAGGUGAGAAGGACCUGCAACCUUUCUGAUGGCAGAAAAGGCAAGAAGAGAAUGAACCAGGGCUGGGGUCCAGCUGGGAGAAGUAGGAGAUGGGGUUGGGACAGAAAUAAGCAGAGAUGAACUACCAACAUGUCUUCCACCGCUUCUCUGCAGGUCCCUGACGUACCCUCUCUGAAGGCCACCAAGGGAGGACUGCUGAGCGAUCUCCACUUGCUCUUACGGACAAGGGUGCUUCAAACACCCCUCCGACGGCUUGGCAUGUCCAAAAUUUUCAUUCACAUAGUUUCAUGACGUCUCUUCUAACCCCAGAUCCCUGCAGCCCUUCCUCUGCAAGUUCUCCCUCUGCUUUGUCUCUUGGUGUCUCAGCUCCACAGGCCCUUCUGCCUCUCUUUCCCCGGUUUGCCUCGUUAAGCUAAAUCCCUCUGCUUUAUUUCAAAUGGGAUUUGCCUCCCAAGCAAGUAUCUUUAAAGGGAUCAUCUUCGUUAAUGUAAUUCAUAGGGUUCAACCCUUGAAGCAUAGUGUAAUGCAAAGAGAGCUGUUUCUUUGCACAGCACAAGGUGCCUCCAGUCAAAGUUUGGGCGGGGUGAGGAUGACCAUCUCUUUAAAAUGGACUAGAAACUAUUACAAGAAGAGGAAAAAAAAAAUCCCACGCUGAUUCAAACUUGGACCACGUUUGCUUUGUCUUCGUACAGUCAGCUCCAUCCUCGUGUUUCUUCAGUGUGAAUUACCCCAAAUGACAUGUACUUUUUGUCUGAGCAGCAAAAGGCCACUGCAGUGGGUCAAGUCUGCAGGACAUUAGGCACUUUACACAUGUAUCAUGCAAAAAAAAAAACCCAUAGUGCUUGCCUAGUAGAGUAAAAUUGAGACAUUUCAUCACAAGCAUAUUCUUAUUUAGGAUAGUUCAUGGUGACUAGGGAAUAUGGAGAGGCUCAG